CUGCUUGUGUGGUAAAAGCAGUCCGAGCCUCAGUGUGCGCACUGACAGCAUGGCAGGAGACAGAGACGGCACGUUGGACAAUCAAGCCGAAAAUGAGCAUGUUGUCAGGCAGCCUUUCCUCAUCGGGGUAGCCGGAGGCACUGCCAGCGGCAAGUCAUCAGUUUGUGGGAAGAUUAUGGAGCUUCUUGGUCAGAAUAAGAUCGACCAUCACCAGAGGCAGGUGGCCAUCCUCAGUCAGGAUAGUUUCUACAGGGUACUGACCCCUGAACAGAAGACCAAGGCUCUAAAAGGACAAUUCAACUUUGACCACCCAGAUGCAUUUGAUAAUGAGUUGAUAGUCAAAACCCUUUGUGAUAUCAUGGAGGGAAGAACUGUCCAAAUUCCUGUCUACGACUUUGUUACCCACUCAAGGAAAGAAGAGACAGUAACUGUUUAUCCAGCAGAUGUAGUUUUAUUUGAGGGCAUUCUUAUGUUUUAUUCGCAAGAAAUCCGAGAUCUUUUUCAAAUGAAGCUGUUUGUGGAUACGGAUGCAGAUACACGUCUGUCGCGCAGAGUCCUGAGAGACAUCAGUGAGAGAGGUCGUGACCUAGAGAAAGUGCUAAGCCAAUACAUAACAUUUGUCAAGCCUGCCUUCGAGGAGUUCUGUCUGCCAACAAAAAAGUAUGCUGAUGUGAUCAUUCCACGGGGAGCCGAUAAUCUGGUUGCCAUAAAUUUGAUAGUGCAACACAUUCAGGAUAUUCUGAAUGGUGGUUUGACAAAACGCUUGAACGGAUACCUCAAUGGCCACAACACACCUCGUAAACGGCAUCCCUCAGAAUCCAGCAGCAGGCCGCACUGACCAGCCCUCCGUCAGGAUGUCCGGAAUGCAGGAGAGAAUGAAUAUGUGAUCGAUGGAUGCAAAAGGAAAGAAGGAUUGCUUGUGCAUUCUAUUAAUUAGCCAACACUUUAUAAGACAAAAAGAAUCAUGAAAGAUUUCAAGAAUUUCAAAGUCUGCCUUUUUAUUUCAUUCUGCUUCUUCCUUGUUCUUCUACUUUUUGGGGGGGUUUACUUUAAGACUGGUUACACUUGAUGUUUUAGGAAUUAGAAAGAUAAAUAAAAUGAUAGUUCUGGGAUUGUCAAAAAAAGGUCAAAAUGGAUAUUUCCUAUAUUUAUUUCCUUGUUUAUUUAAAAAAUAUAUAUAUUAUUUUUUAGUUUGUUGUCUAAAAUUUUAGAUUUUUUUUUUUAUCUGUAACUUUUAUCCUUUUAUUUAAAUAAUGUCUUCACUGGAAAAUGUUGUUUUAAAAUCAUCCCUUCUUUUUGGUUCACAGUGAUGGAAUAAGUCUGUAGUAUUCUGGGAUUAUUUGUAAAAUGUCCAUCUAUGAUCAGAAGGAUAAAUGGCAAAAGAAUGAACGUUAAUUCAUCUUAUUUCACUUGAACAAUUCAGGCAGUGUUGCUACAUCACAACAGGCCUCUCAGGGUGAAGUUACUACAAAUAAAAACAAUAACUCACUUUUUGUCCUAAAGAGACAAGAGCGUAAUCUGCAUUUAAAUUGAGUCUAUACAGAAGAGACCACACCUAUAAAAAAAGGGCUCUAAUCUUCCUAAUUAGAGCAGAACUAAAUCUAUUGCAUGUAUUCAUAUUUGGUUCUGAAUUACAAACAUGGUACUUCUAGAAAAUGUACAAAGAUGCUAGAUGAUCCUCAUUAAACAUGGUCAUGUACUUUAAAACGAAGCCCAGUGGUUGAUUGCAGCAUUGCUGUGGAGUGUUAGAAUGAAUAGUGAUCUCUUUGUUAAGAGAUUUAUGUUCAUAUACUAUGCACUGUACCCUUGACUCUAAUAAUGCAAUUUGACAGUUUAUGACUCUCUUGUGCAAGGCAUUUAGAAAAAUGGAGGUGCUUACUUGAAAUGCAAUCUCAGUAUAUUUAUCCAUUGCAAUGUUUUUACUCAGUCUUUGACAAAACUCACCAAAGAGUUCAUUUACUGUUAAUUUAGUAAAUGUUUUUACAUUUCAGGCAGUGUAAUUUCCCCCUGUAGCUCAGUUUUGCUGCAUCUUAGAGCCAGAUUGAAGCCAUUUUAAGGCACUCUGAAACCAUUCAGGGAUGUGAAACUGGACAAUCUAACCUUUAAACUUGACCCUGACUGUGAAAAUACCCCAUGCACCUUCCCUUUUGAUCUUGAAACUUGAAGCUUUCACAAAAAACUGGUUAAUCGUUGAUAUUCUUAUUUAACAUUGUUUUCAUUUGACUAUAUUUUAUUUUCUGAUUAGCUUCAUUCGCAUUGCUGCUAUGAUACAGGGUUACUCAUUUACUAUUCUUAUGUACAAAUUCUAAAUAAUCACUUAUUGAAUGAUGUGAAUAUUUAUUUGAUCGAGUAUGAUAAUUUUGCAGAUAAUGCCAUUUAAUUGUCAGAUUAUUAAAUUUCAUCAGAUUCGUCAUCAUUCAUAGCUGAGCCAGAUGUAAAAAUUAAAAAAAAUUGCAUAAACUAUUAUAAAUAUUUUGUUGACGUCUGGUCCUCGGUUUUGUUUGGGCAUUAUAUGUGUGAUUCAGUCAAUAUGUUCAUAGAUAAAUAACACAAUUCUUAAAAAAGAGCCAGUUUGAAAACACUGCAAAACAUUUUGUGCAAACAUAAAGUUUUUGUAUGUGAAAUUACAGACUGUUAAUUUUAUUUUCAUGCCAUUACUUUAGCUAAAUAUUGUAAUAUUAAUUCUCUAAACAACACUUGGUUAAUCAAACAUUGUGGCUGUCAAACAGUGAUAUUCAUACCUUUCAUUAAAAGGUUUUAAUAUAUUAGCACAGAUUUGAACACCAGCUUUUAAAAUGGAGUACAUAUUACUAUUUUGUUCCCCACACAACCACAGUUCAGCCGUGAAUAAAAUCAUUAUUUCAUAACUGUUAUCAUCUCUAUCUUACCAGCUUGCACACCCAGUGUGUAACCCUACUUGACAGAAAGUGAUGCAAACAUAGUACUGUUUUUCAGAAAUUUGAGGGAUUCCAAAGAUUUAAGAUGAUUACGUUGUUUAACGUGCAGUCAGUUAAUUUGGUUCCCUCACUAAUGUCUGUAAUUAUAGCAAAUACUGAUUUUACCAGAAUAUGUGACAACCUUGCAUUAUUGUUGAUUUAGAAAGAAAUCCUAGUCUGUAACAGAUUGUCUUGUUGCAAAGUGGGGUGACUUCGGAGGGGAUUUCAAAAGUAGGGUGUUCUGCAUGAUGUAUCAUUAUAUGUUUAAUUAUUGUUGCCUUUGAGUUUUGGUGCUUGCAAAAUGGGAACAAAAUGCAAAGAAAGCCAAAACUAUGAUAAAAUCAGAAAAGGUUGCAUGCUUGUGUUGCUGGACCAAACAAACUACAGUUGCAAGGCUUUAAAACAGUAUUUCUGUGACACUGCAAUUAAUAUUAAUAACAUGUUUUCUUGAAAUGUUACUCUGUAAUCUGUGGACUGGCUUUUUUCUUUUUCUUUUUAAGUGUUUCUGUGGUUAAACAAAUCCAUGAUAACUGUAUCACAUUUACAUGUGUAAAGAAUUGCAGGAAUUUGUAUAACAAAGUGAUUGACAGCAAAGCUGCAUUAAAUAAAGGUUUUUCUACUC
Carassius auratus (goldfish) is the source of this 3558-nucleotide messenger RNA. Its product is annotated as uridine-cytidine kinase 2-A-like. NCBI's taxonomy places the organism in Eukaryota, Metazoa, Chordata, Actinopteri, Cypriniformes, Cyprinidae. The record is from RefSeq and is a predicted model, not a curated record. Gene Ontology annotation, molecular function: kinase activity; ATP binding. The coding region runs from base 50 to 838 and encodes 262 amino acids. The transcript has 7 exons.